Molecule: messenger RNA, 3079 nt
Organism: Mauremys reevesii (Reeves's turtle)
Lineage: Eukaryota; Metazoa; Chordata; Testudines; Geoemydidae
Gene: REM1
Product: RRAD and GEM like GTPase 1
Exons: 14
Coding region: 142-2064 (640 amino acids)
Biological process (GO): negative regulation of high voltage-gated calcium channel activity
Cellular component (GO): plasma membrane
Molecular function (GO): GTPase activity; calcium channel regulator activity; GTP binding
Source: RefSeq, a predicted model, not a curated record
CGGGGACCGUACGCCGCCUCCGUCCCGUCCCCAUGGAGACCCGCCGCUCCGCGCCGCCCCGGCUGCUACGAGGCGCAGAAGCCCCGGAGAGGAGCCAGCCGGGAGCGGGCGCCCGGGGCGAGAACAGAGCCGCCCCCAGAGAUGGCUGCAAAGGUCCUGAACACCCUGGCACAAAACGUAACUAAUAAAUAUGGGACAAUAGAUUACAGCAAGUGGCAGAGGGUAGAAGCAAAAAAGAAGAAACCAGCUUUGCCACCUAUCGCAUCACCAAGUGAGGACAAGAAAAGCGAAGGGCGCUCCGCUGGCUGCCAGAAAGACAAGCGGUCAGUUCUAUUCAGUCCCAGUUCAUCCUUGCCUUCAAAGACAGCAUCCUCUCUGAAUCCCAGAUUUGGUCAGCAGAAAACCUCAGCAAAGGAGACUGAUGUAACUAAAAGCUUGGAGAACAUCAAAAUUAUUAAGAAACUGACUAAGUCGAAGAGAAAGUCCCUAAAUGAGCUGAAGCAUCACAGCACCACCCUUGUAGAGACCAACAGGAGACUGGCCCAGGACAUUCAGCAGACAGAUGCCAGUACUGCCAAGCAUGCCAGAGACCUGCUGCAGCAGUAUGAGAUGUUUGGGACAGUCAUCUCGACCCUUCGGGACUCCAAUCAGAACCAAGUUGGCAUAGCAAGAGCAGAACUCCAAGAAACAGAAAAAAUGGUGGAAAAGAACCUGAGGAAACUAGAACAUCAGGUGGAUCACAUGAACACCAAGGUGCAAAUGCUCCAGGAAGAGCUCAAUGUUUUACGAACAUACAUGGACAAGGAGUACCCGGUGAAAGCCGUCCAGAUAGCCUUUAUACAUCGCAACAUCCGAAACCUGAAGGAAGAACAGCAGGACGAAAUGGAAGAUAUAGAAGAUCUGGCCAAAACAGUAAUGCAGCAACUGGAAAAGAAGGUGCAAGAUGAGAAGGAGGAGAUAUUACAGGCUGUUGCAAAGGACAAGGCGUUUCUCUAUCAGGAGGGGCUGAAGCAGAUGGCUCUCAACAAUCGGAUACUCAGGAAUGAAAUCCAAAUGCAAAAGAAGGUCAUUCACACGCUGUUGGAAGAAAUCACAGAGCUCCGAAAGAGCAUUGUGACACUUCGCUGGACCGUGAGAGACCCGAGAGAGAAGAUGACUCUGAACACGCAGCAAGGGGGCAAGGGCCCUGUGCACAGACGGGCCAGCACCCCGGUCCCCCUCUCCCACCGGUCCAGGCCAGGGAUCCAUGAGCCGAGGCCUAACCCCAUUGAGUCCCAUCACCCUUCGCUUGGCUACUCCUCGUCCUUCGAGCCUGGAGACAAAGCUCCCAUCGCACCGUGCAGCAGCUGGUCAUCGGACUCAGCCGACUCCGACGGCUCCUGGGAAUCCUUGUAUCGCGUGGUGCUGCUGGGGGACCCUGGUGUGGGCAAGACCAGCUUGGUGAACCUCUUUGCCGGGAUCCAAGAGCGGGACCUGCCGGAACAGCCGGGAGAGGAUGCCUACGAACGCACCCUGUCGGUGGAUGGGGAGGAGACCACGCUGCUGGUGAUGGACACCUGGGAAACAGAGAGGCGGCCCCAGGAUGAGGAGAACCGGUUCCACAAUUACUGCAUGCAGGUGGGGAAUGCCUAUGUCAUUGUCUACUCCGUCACCGACAGAGUGAGUUUCGAGAGCGCCUCUGAGCUGAGAAUCCAGCUGCGCCGAACCCGGCAAGCAGAGAACAUCCCCAUUAUCCUGGUGGGGAACAAGACGGACCUGGUGCGGUGCCGAGAGGUCUCAGUGGAAGAGGGCCGGGCCUGCGCCGUGGUCUUCGAUUGCAAGUUCAUCGAGACGUCUGCCACUCUCCAGCACAACGUGACGGAGCUCUUCGAGGGGGUGGUGCGCCAGAUCCGCCUGCGCCGGGACAGCAAGGAGGCCAACGAGAGGCGCAAGUCCAUCUACAAGCGCAAAGAGAGCCUCACCAAGAAGGCCCGGCGCUUCCUGGACAGACUGGUCGCCAGGAACAACAAGAAGGUGGCUCUGAAAGUUCGCUCCAAGUCUUGCCAUGACCUGUCCGUGCUCUGAGACCUGUCACAAAACAAGACACUUCCUUCUCAUGCGUAAAGGGACCUCCCAAGCGGCUUUCUGCCAUGUACAUAGGGGUGUGUGAACUUUCUUCUCUGUUCAUGGCAUGUGGACAGGACCUUUCAGGGCAGACACGAGACUCAUCUGGAGCAAUAACCCAGGAGAUGGCGCCGACUUCCUAACCGGAGCCUCAGAACCAAAGUGACACCAGCCACCAGAAAACACCCAUGGGGAAGGACUCCUUGCAUUGUCUGAAUGUCCUAAUCCCCAAUAGUGCCUCCUGCCAGCCCUGCCACUUGCCUGGAGCCCUGCAAGAGGAGGCGGGCAGGGAGAAGCUAGGGCAGGUCUCCAGGGUGCUAGCAGGUGCCAGGAAAUGUUCUAGUCUUUGCCCAUGGAAGGGAGAGGGGGAGGAAGCUGCCCGCCCCGAGAGGGAGGGGUGGGGACUCUGGGGUGUUCCCUGGUGCCUAGAGAUAAUGCAAGUCUGACUUUGCCAACGCCAGGGAUGGGUUUGAGCAGGACACUCGGAUCAUGCAGCAGGGGCAGAACGGCCACCGGCUCUGCUGGAGUCCACAAAGCCAUCACCAAGGUCGGAAGCUGCCUCUGAACACUGCUGGGAGCCAGAAGUGCAGCUGGCCUGUGAUACUGUGCAGACAGGCACUCUAGGAAUCGCUUAGACAGGAAGGCCCUGAGCUGAGGUGCAAUGGUAUGUCGGCGUUUCGCUGCCACCUCUGGGCAUAUUAACGUCAGUGGGGGCGGGGCGAAGAGGGCAAUGGAGAAGCAUCUUCCUUGGGUAGGAGUCUGGGGUGGCCAGACCCCGCUUGUCUCCUGGCUGGGGUUGGGGACUGUAAGGACAGGGUUCCUUAGUGCCGGGGGCCGGGCGUGGCCGGGGGCGUGGUGGGGUUUUGUACCACAUCUCUCUCUUGUACAGUGUUUUUAGGAUCGAGGUUUUUCUGUUGUCUCUGUAUGACCGCGGUGACGACCCGCCUAGACUUGCAGAAUAAACCAGAUCUGGAAA